AACAACUACAGGUCCAGUGUUUCCUCGAUCAUGAAGCUACAAAUCCCCAAUCCGGGCCUGGAGGAAAGGUUACUGUCCUACGAGCAGCUGGAAAAGCUGGAGGAGGAAGAUGCUGGAGGCCGACCAAAAUGGGAAAACAAGACGCAGUACAUGCUGACCUGUGUGGGGUUUUGUGUGGGGCUCGGAAAUGUCUGGCGCUUCCCCUAUCUGUGUCAGAAUCACGGAGGAGGUGCAUUUAUGAUACCGUUUCUGAUCCUACUGGUCCUUGAAGGAAUCCCACUUCUGCUUCUCGAGUUCGCCAUCGGUCAGCGUAUAAAAAGAGGGAACUUGCAGUUGUGGGCUACAAUUCAUCCUUAUUUAGUUGGUAUUGGAAUUGCAUCCAUGUGUGUGUGUCUUACAAUCUGUCUCUACUACAACACCAUCCUUGCCUGGAUUAUGUGGUAUUUCUUCAACUCAUUCCAAGAGCCUCUGCCAUGGAGUCAAUGUCCCAUGAAUGCCAAUUUAACAGGAUAUAUCCCAGAGUGUGGGAAGAGCUCCCCCGUGGAUUAUUUCUGGUACAGGGAGACCUUGAACACAACUCCUGGGAUUGAGAACGACGGUGGGCUGCAGUGGUGGAUAUUGUUGUGCCAUAUUUGUGCAUGGGCCAUGCUCUAUGUCUGCAUCAUUCAUGGGAUUGAGACCACAGGAAAGGCUGUGUAUGUGACUUCAACCCUUCCUUAUGUGGUGUUGACAAUCUUUCUGAUCAGAGGACUGACUCUGAAAGGAUCUUUGAAUGGACUAAAGCUUCUCUUUACACCAGAUGUUGCAGAGCUGGCAAAACCAACAACAUGGCUUGAUGCAGGUGCUCAGGUUUUCUAUUCCUUCUGUAUGGGUAGUGGUGGUCUCAUUUCCUUCUCCAGCUACAACUCAUUGCAUAACAACUGUGAACAGGACGCAAUUAUCAUCGCCAUCAUCAAUGGUUUCACCUGUGUCUUUUCUGCAACUGUCAUUUACACCAUUAUCGGCUUCAGAGCAACAGAGAGAUUCGACAGCUGUCUUUCUGGAAACAUCCUAGAAUUGCUAAAUACAUUUAAUCUGGCUGAGGGCACUGUCACUGAAAGCAACUACAAUGAGGCACUUCAACAUUUCAAUGAAACAAACCCUAGUGUUGUUCAAGAGAUGGAUCUAAAAACCUGCAAUUUGGAUAAUUUUCUCAGUGAGGGAGUUGAAGGAACUGGUUUAGCCUUCAUUGUGUUCACCGAGGCUAUCACCAAGAUGCCGGUCUCACCAGUGUGGGCCGUCCUUUUUUUCCUCAUGCUCUUCUGCCUUGGUCUCUCUUCUAUGUUUGGUACCAUUGAAGGAGUUCUAGUGCCAUUGCAAGAUCUCAAAGUUUUCCCAAAGUCAUGGCCAAAGGAGGCCAUCACUGGUGUAACGUGCCUGAUGUGCUGUCUGGUGGGUCUGAUAUUUAUCCAAGGCUCAGGAAACUACUGGCUGUCACUCUUUGACUCUUACGGAGGAUCCAUCACCCUGCUAAUUGUUGGCUUUUGUGAAAUGUUCUCAGUGGUAUACAUAUAUGGAAUAGAUAGGUUCAAUGACGACAUUGAGUUCAUGAUUGGACACAAACCCAACUUCUUCUGGCAGGCAUCAUGGAGAGUCAUCAGUCCGCUCAUCAUGUUUUUCAUCUUGGUCUUUUACUUCAUCAAUACAGUUUCUGAAAUGCCCUCUUACAAAGUUUGGGAUCCGGAAUCUGUUGCAGAGCUGGCAAAACCAACAACAUGGCUUGAUGCAGGUGCUCAGGUUUUCUAUUCCUUCUCUCUGGCUUUUGGUGGUCUCAUUUCCUUCUCCAGCUACAACUCAGUGCAUAACAACUGUGAACAGGACGCAGUGAUCAUCUCCAUCAUCAAUGGUUUCACCUCCGUUUUUUCUGCAACUGUCAUUUACACCAUUAUCGGCUUCAGAGCAACAGAGAGAUUCGACAGCUGUCUUUCUGGAAACAUCCUAGAAUUGCUAAAUACAUUUAAUCUGGCUGAGGGCGCUGUCACUGAAAGCAACUACAAUGAGGCACUUCAAUAUUUCAAUGAAACAAACCCUAGUGUUGUUCAAGAGAUGGAUCUAAAAACCUGCAAUUUGGAUAAUUUUCUCAGUGAGGGAGUUGAAGGAACUGGUUUAGCCUUCAUUGUGUUCACCGAGGCUAUCACCAAGAUGCCGGUCUCACCAGUGUGGGCCGUCCUUUUUUUCAUCAUGCUCUUCUGCCUUGGUCUCUCUUCUAUGUUUGGUAACAUUGAAGGAGUUCUAGUGCCAUUGCAAGAUCUCAAAGUUUUCCCAAAGUCAUGGCCAAAGGAGGCCAUCACUGGUGUAACGUGCCUGAUCUGCUGUCUGGUGGGUCUGAUAUUUAUCCAAGGCUCAGGAAACUACUGGCUGUCACUCUUUGACUCUUACGGAGGAUCCAUCCCCCUGCUAGUUGUUGCCUUCUUUGAAAUGUUCUCAGUGGUAUACAUAUAUGGGAUAGAUAGGUUCAAUAAAGACAUUGAGUUCAUGAUUGGACACAAACCCAACUUCUUCUGGCAGGCAUCAUGGAGAGUCAUCAGUCCGCUCAUCAUGUUUUUCAUCUUGGUCUUUUACUUCAUCAMURMAGUUUCUGAAAWGCYCYYYUACAAAGUUUGGGAUCCGGAAUCUGAGAAAUUCCCGGUACUGGAGGACAAGCCAUAUCCAGUCUGGAUCAAUGUAAUCAUUUUUAUUUUGGCAGGAAUACCCAGUCUUGCUAUACCUUUUGACGCUCACAAUCGGCAACAACAAGAGAAAUAUGGCCCCCGUCUGCGUCCCCUUAAAACAUCCCCAAAAAAAAUAAUCGUCCUCUGCAGCAGACAGAACAAAGCAUAA
This is a messenger RNA of Paralichthys olivaceus (Japanese flounder), 2859 nucleotides long. The record is from RefSeq and is a predicted model, not a curated record. Lineage: Eukaryota; Metazoa; Chordata; Actinopteri; Pleuronectiformes; Paralichthyidae.